UUAAUUAUGACUUUUUAUGAACAAUCUCUUCAGUCGUUAAUUGCAGCGGGAAAAGUCAUAAACGUUUUUUUGCGGUGUGAUUUAUAUUUAAAGGUUUUAAAAAUGACAGAAACUUCAGCAACGCGUAGAAAUUUCUCUAUUUCACGUUCUGGAAAGUUUAAGAGACGUAACAAAGAUAGAGUUUCGAUUACUGAUCAACAUUGGAUAACUCCAGAUAUUGAAUUUGAAUUUGAAAGAAUUAUUAAUUCACAGAAAGCCUCGAUCGGCGGCAACGUAGAAAGUGCUAGCAGAACUCUUGGACAAUGUUCUCAAAAUGCUAUCAACGAUAAAAGUUUAUUUACAACGCUAAACAGCAACGAUAAGAAAUCUGAUAAGAACUGUGAUGAAAAUGCAAGCUCAAAUGAAUUCGUUAAUACAAAGUGA
Messenger RNA from Chironomus riparius, 423 nucleotides. NCBI's taxonomy places the organism in Eukaryota, Metazoa, Arthropoda, Insecta, Diptera, Chironomidae. The record is from the annotation of a GenBank genome assembly.